AUGACCAGUCAGUCGUCUGCUCUUCCGCAUUACGAACCUCAUACAAAUUUAUCUAUUAAUAAAAAAUCUGCUAGUGAAUGUCGUAAUUUAUCAGAUAUUAGAUAUGAAAUAGACACCAUUGAUCAUUUCAUUGUAAAAUUACUGCACCAUCGUCUCCAAUAUGCUUUGGAAACAUUAAAAUUCAAGUUAGAUGGUAAACCAAUACCGGACAACAAGCGUAUGAUUCAACAAUUAAAUCAAAGAAAAGAGUGGGCGAAAUCAUAUGGGCUAGAUCCAAAAUAUAUAGAAUCUUUCUUCAAAAGAAUGCUUGAUUGGUAUAUUUCACAGCAAAUUACUUAUUAUAAAAGUCAGAAUCCGGACCAAGCAAAUAUUGAAAUUAAAGUUUGCUCAUUGAAUGAAUUAAAAGCAAUUGAAUUUGGUUUGUCUUGGAUUAAUAUUUCACAAUAUUGUCAACUGCUAAGCUCUGGCUACCGAAAAGCAAGAGAAAUAUCUAAGCCUGUUCUGGUCAGUUUUAUCCAAAAGACAUCCACAUAUUCAGACGACCAUAGCUUAGACAAUGUUCAUCCACUUUAUCUGUUUGAACGAUCCCGGCGUCAUUCUCUAUCGCAUAGCUUUGUCUUUGCUCAACCGUCACAACAAUUUUCCAUGUUGGCAUUCGGAAGCGUUCAACAGUAUGAUGUCAAUCAAACAUAUUUUUCUUUUAACAAGAUGAAUAAGAAAAUUGCCGAUUGUACCUAUGAAGAGUUCUAUUCAGAAGUUAAAAAAAUUGUCGCCGAUGGUUGGAAGCGUUUGUUAGCUGAUGCAAUCAUUGAAAAUUGUGCUCCAGAAGAUUUCCCUGGCUGUGGUCCCACAUUGACUGGUGGUUUAUGUUAUGACCAUCAGAAUAUCUCCCGAUCUGGUAAAUGGUCUAACUUUGAUGAGGCAUCAUUUAUUUUACCACGAGUUCAGUUCACUGAGAAAGGUCUGAAUAGAUAUGCUACAUUCAACACCGUCAUAAUGCAAUGCGAUAAAUCGGAAAAUGAAAUCGAAUUUAUCAAUGCAGAAAUCAUUUCGUUGUUGGAAUUUUGCGGCAAUUUAUUAAACGGCACAGAAGAAUAUUUAGAAAGUGGGGUUCACACUACAUCGUUUAGUGGUGAUAAUGUUACCGAGCUCACUGAAGAAUCAGUGGGACCUUUGGCGAUUCGGAAGCAGACAAUUCACGAUAAGGCUGUGGAGAUCAUCAGUGGUGAUUUUGGCAAAGUAGGUUUAGCACGUGAAGCUAUAAUCGAAACCGAUCAAAAAGGUACUCGUUUUAAUGUUGGUUGGUCAUUAAAGCGCUUUAGCUUACUGCAUCCGUCCUUCUAUCUAUUUGGCUUAUCAAGACAAGGCAGCUGCUUUUUUGGUGUUGCACCCUCACAAUUAGUGCGACUGCAUGAUAAACAAAUCGAAGCAAAAAUAUGGAAAACCGAAUUACUCAACUCUGAUAAACAACGGCAUGAACACAGUUUGGUGAUCGAAAUGUUACGAAGUAAGUUAGAACGAAGCACAGAAGCAAACUCAUUGGUAAUACCAGAUAAUCCGGUGGCAUUGGAAUAUAACAAUAAACAACAUCUUUACACACUUGUGCAAGGCACAAUUAGGAAGGAAAUAACACCGUUUGACUUAGUUGAAACAUUACAUUCAACAUCCGCUGUUGGCAGCUUUCCACAAUCAGAUGUAUUGAAAUUUAUUCCUAAAGAGGAAAAUUUAGACUAUGGAUGGUAUGCUGCACCGAUUGGAUGGAUUGAUGCCAACAACAAUAGCGAAUUUGUUGUAGCUUCAGAAUCAGCGUUGAUAAACGAAGGAUCAAUCUCGUUCUUUGCUGGCUGUGGUUUCGUAGCUGAUUCCGAUUCAGAAGACAGGCCUCACGAAACUCGCUUAAACAUGGAAUCAAUGCUAUUUACGUUGAGCGAAAAGCAAACCUUGUAG
Adineta ricciae is the source of this 1947-nucleotide messenger RNA. The record is from the annotation of a GenBank genome assembly. NCBI's taxonomy places the organism in Eukaryota, Metazoa, Rotifera, Eurotatoria, Adinetida, Adinetidae.